AUGCCGAUCAAGAAGAACAAGAAGCGCAUUGGGAACAAGCGCAACGACUCUGGGGUGCAGAAGGGCAAGUAUGACGUCAUGCAGGAGAAGAAAAACGACAUCAUUCAUCUGUUCAUGAAGGAUUUUGUGCAGCAUGGGAAAGACAAAAUGGAUGAACUAAGACGAGAGCUUCAGUCACUCAUCCCAACCGCAGAGAAAGCCUUGGAUGUUGAGCUAAUGAAGAUGCCGUGGACUAUCCGACAAAUGAAGUUUGGCGACUACCUCAAUUUCAUCGGAGAUGAGUCGGCCGUUACGGAAGCUGCCUUGAAGCUUGACUGCUUAAAUGAUAUGCCACAAUCAAAAUUAAGAAAAAGCAGUAAAAAGGUGGUUAAAGUGUCAACAGCAGCUCAUCCGGAGCAAGACAAAGUUACGACAACUGCAGCUAAAGAUAGGACCGUGCAGAAGGUUCUGAAAAGUAAAUCAUUGGUUUCGUUAACCGGUAAACCCACCAAGAAAACUCACUCUCUAACUAGUUCAGUGUCUGCGACACCUAUAGACAAGGCUACAAAGAAGGUCCUGGCGACAGAGCGAACUACGAGGACAACGUCAAGGUUAUACAGGACCCCAGCAACACCACUCUUGCGACCCAGCCGUAGUGCUACAACCUUAUCUUUUGGAGACCAUUUAUUAAGUGACCUUAUCCCGUGUGUCAAAAUCCCACUGGCUGAUGGGCAGAGCGUGUGCUCCGCUGGCGAUGAUCUGAAGCAUUUAAAUGUAGAAUUACUGCGAAAUGACACCGUUCUGCAAAUCCAUGCAUUGGUGGGACAGCUAACUAAUCUCUGUGCGAAGGCCUCCAAUCAAAAUGGGAACAUGCCGUGACCUGUCUUGGGUUUUCUUAACCCGCAUCCUGAAUUCUGUUUUUGUUUCAUAUUUCUCUUGAAUGAGACCAUUAUUUAUCCUCAACACUAGGUGUAUUUCUGCAUCUUUUUAUUUUAAUUG
Molecule: messenger RNA, 978 nt
Organism: Pelobates fuscus (common spadefoot toad)
Lineage: Eukaryota; Metazoa; Chordata; Amphibia; Anura; Pelobatidae
Product: borealin-2-like
Exons: 10
Coding region: 1-858 (285 amino acids)
Biological process (GO): mitotic sister chromatid segregation
Cellular component (GO): chromosome, centromeric region; spindle midzone; chromosome passenger complex
Source: RefSeq, a predicted model, not a curated record